ACUUGUAAUGCAGGCAUGCAGCAGCAACAACAACAACGACGACGACGGGUCGUCAGGGGGGACAACGCGUUUUGGCGGUUAAAAGCGAUGAAUUCGUUGUGUUUGUGUUGUCGACGCCGCCGCGGCCUGUCUACUUUGUCUACAACGUCAUUGCUUCGCUGCGCCCCGCCGGUUUCGCGCCUCCGUGUCCAUCCACCGAACACUUCACGUCCCGGUCGACUACCGAACGACAUCGCCGCUGAGUUUAUUUCCAAGACUCGAGCAGACAUGGCCGCCAACAAAUACUGCGACCGGCCGUACACGGUGUUCGUCGAGGGUAACGUGGGCAGCGGGAAGACUACGUUCUUGGAACAGUUUGCUGACUGCCCGAACGUGUUCCUCGCUAAAGAGCCUGUACACAAGUGGCAGGACGUGCGUGGCCACAACUUUUUGGGCCUGAUGUACGAAGACCCGAAACGGUGGAGCUUCGCGUUCCAAUCGAUCGUGCAGAGGACCAUGUUGGAACUGCACCAGGCCAGGCCAGAACUACCCGGGCAGAACAUCAAGAUAAUGGAACGGUCCAUCUUCAGCGCCAGAAAUAUAUUUGUUGAAAACUUAUACAAAGACAACCUUAUGGCGGCUCCAGAAUAUUCUGUGCUAGAUGCAUGGUAUAAGUGGCUAAUAGAAAAUGUUCAAAUCGAAUCUGACCUCAUUAUUUAUUUGAGGACCGAUCCAGAAAUAGCGUACCAAAGAAUCAAAACCAGGAAUAGGGUUGAAGAAAAAGAUGUUUCAUUGGAAUACAUACAACAUUUACAUGAAUUACAUGACAAGUGGUUAAAUGUACACAAUACUGACGUACCAAAGAAUAUACCUGUAGUGAUUGUUGAUGCUAAUCAAAGUAUGGAUUUAGUUAGAAAGCAGUUUAAGGGUAUUAAAAACCUAAUAACUAAAAAUGCGUCUGCAUUUGGAGAGCCAAAAACAACUACAAAUUCUGAAAUUGGUAAAACUAAAAAUGACAUUCACCUUUCAUCUAAUUGUAAAUUGAUAUCAGACUCUUCUAUUAUUCCAGCCCAAAGAGCUUAAUUUAAACAUUCUUUUCUUUUUAAACUUAAACAUAUAAGACAUGUAUUUCUUACUAUAUAUUUAAACUUUUAUUUUCAUAAAUAUUUUUGAUGGAUGAAAUUAUAAUAUUGAAUAAGGGACAUGGGUUUCACACGGUUUCCUAUAUAUUUUGUAAUUAUAUAUGAUAUUGUAUAAUUCAUAUUGCAAUAUGAUUAGUUAAAGAGAAAAUCUAUACAUUUAUACUUGUAAAAAUUACUAUUAUGAUUUUUUUUUUAGUAUUAUAAAUUAUUUUUUUGUUUUAACUAUUUUACUGGUAAAAGUUACUUUUUGCACAUUUGAAAUAUCUCUUGUUGACUUGAGCACGCCUUAUUUAAAAAUGUAUAUAGGCAAAUUAAUAAGUUUCUACAUUUGACAAUACAAUACUAGAAUAAAGUAAAAAUUUUACUUAGUGCUAGAUAUAUUUUUUUUAUACUAUUAUAUAAAAAUGCAAAUUUUCUUUAUAGAUACCAAUUGGCAAUUACCAAUAUAUUACUCGAUAAAGUUUUAGAAAUUGCUGUGAUAACUGAUAAAUAAACUAUGUAUUUUUAAUAUACAAGUUGUAAUUGAUUAA
This is a messenger RNA of Myzus persicae (green peach aphid), 1651 nucleotides long. Its product is annotated as deoxynucleoside kinase-like. Gene Ontology annotation, cellular component: cytoplasm; mitochondrion. Lineage: Eukaryota; Metazoa; Arthropoda; Insecta; Hemiptera; Aphididae. The transcript has 5 exons. The coding region runs from base 16 to 1062 and encodes 348 amino acids. The record is from RefSeq and is a predicted model, not a curated record. Gene Ontology annotation, molecular function: deoxynucleoside kinase activity.